Rotaria sordida is the source of this 1557-nucleotide messenger RNA. NCBI's taxonomy places the organism in Eukaryota, Metazoa, Rotifera, Eurotatoria, Philodinida, Philodinidae. The record is from the annotation of a GenBank genome assembly.
AUGGCUUCAGCAAAUGGUUCCAGUCGUCCGCCAUCUGGAUGUGUGUCAAUUCCGGUAGAAAUUAUUCGUGAACCAAAGUCAACUAGUUCAGGUUCUCAUUCACGACAUAAUUCUCCAUUUCGAACACUUCAUAAUGAUAGUCCAUAUGCUGGAUAUUCAGAUUCUCCAUCAUGGACUUCUAGUUCGCCUAGUCGUCUCCCACCACGCCAAACCCCAAGUACUGUAUUUGAUCGUAUGAAUACAAAUACACAAUUUAAUCAACCAUUAAAUGAUCAACCAUCGUAUCAACAAUAUCAAGAACCACAAUAUCGUCAUUCACAACAAAGAAUGUAUGAACCAGGUCCAUUACAUUUCAGUCGUUCAAGUGAAGAUCUUCUUUCAUCACCAUUUGAUACAAUGCGUUAUAAUACUCAACCACAAUAUACUUCAUUAAUACCACCUACAUUUGGUAGUGGUUUUCGUACAGAUUCGGAUUUUGUUCAACCAAUUCAAUAUACAAGUCCUCUACGUCGAUCAUUUGAUGCUCUUAAUGAUUUUCCAGAUACGUAUCAAAGUUUUCCAACGACACGACAAUAUCCAUUCGACCAACAACAACAACCCUUUUACCGAACAUCAUUUCAAACACAACAUCAACCUCAAUCUCAACAACAACAACAACAACAACAACAACAACAACAACAACAACAACAACAACAACCACAACAACAACAACAACAAAAACAACAACAACAACCACAACAACAACCAACUUAUGUCAACCAAGCUUAUAUUAAUCCAAAUAUUGUUUAUACAAAUGAAUAUGGUGCACCAAUGGGUCAUUAUCAACCAACUACUCCUCAUGGAAGUGGAACCAAUGCUUUAAAUGAACGUGCUCGUUCACCGGCUUCUCAGCGAGGUGCAUCACCAGCUAAAGUUUCACCAACUACUACUACUACACAACAACAAGAAGAACCUGAACUUAAAAUGGCUAAAGAUACAGAGGGUCCAAUUCCAAUGCCACCACCGUCUUCUUCUUCAUCAACACAAUCAACUGAUCCACAAGCUCCAUCAACUGAUACUUCAACACCAGCUGAUGUUUCACCACCACCACCACCACAACCUGUACGCGAUCCUAAUGGAAUAGCUUUAGAAAAACUCGAACAAAUUAAACAAAAUUUGGAUAAUCUUGAGAAACAAGUUGAUGCGUUUAUUGGCUCAACUCGUAAUGAUCGUCAAUAUAAGGUACUUGAUGAACAAGCAUUAAAAAUAAUGAUACGUUGCGAUGAACUAGUCGAUGUUAGUGCUGAUAUAAAAGAAAAACGAAAAGAAAUGAUACGCAAUGUACAAAAAGUAAUUGGUAAACUUGAAUCGAAAGUACCAGGAACUCCUGGUUUUGAACAAAAUAGUAAUCCCAUGAAAACAGAAACUACUUCUACCAAUGAACCACCUGUCAAUAAUAAUAAUAAAAAUGAAGAAAAUAUUGGAAAGAGAUCUUCACCAUCUGUAAGUCCACCAAAAGAAAAUACUUCUGUUCCAAUACCAACAACAAUAAUAACAGAACAAUCAACAUCAACGUAA